AUGUCUGGAAAGUUCCUCAUUACCGGUGGCUACGUUGCUUCCUUGGAUGACUCCCUGGGAGACUUUGCCAGCGGCGCCGUGCUCGUCGAGGACGGCGUUAUUAAAGCUGUUGGCAGAGCGGAGAAUAUCUCUGCCCCUGACGCCGAAGUUAUCGAUGCCUCUGAAGGCGUCAUUGUUCCCGGCAUGAUUGACACCCAUCGGCAUGUUUCUAUGAGCUUGACACGAGGUAUCGGGGUGGACCAACAUCUUUGGCACUUCCUCUCCAACACUUACCUCCGUUGGCUGCCAUCAACUAGUGUCGAGGAUAUGCGCACGUCUGCCCUCGUCGGUGCGCUAGAAGCAUUAGACAGUGGAGUGACGACCAUCAUGGACACCUGUGAGUCGUUCCACUCAGCCGAGCAUGCGGACGCCGAGUUGCAGGGCUUGAAGGAUUCUGGUAUCCGGGCCUUCUUCUGCUAUGGAAUGAGCGCGGAUCAAUAUGGCGACAUCCCUGAAGGAAGACCGGGGUGGGAAGCGCGAAUGUCGCAUGUCAAGCAGAUGGUCCUUGAUGAGCGAAACGAACAGCGCGACGUCCUCGUGCGGAUCGCUCUCCAACUCAGUCAGUCUGGGACAACCCCGUUCUCGUGGAUGGGAGAUGAGCUGGCCCUGGCUAAGGAAUAUGGGUUACUCUGCUGCUCGCACUCGACUGCAUUCCCCAACUCCAACUUGACCAACGAUGUUGAGACCCGGGCAGACUUUGGUUUCAUGCACCCUGGACAUGUAUACAUUCACAGCACCAACCUCACCGAUCACGAGAUGGGCCUCAUUGCCAAGAGUGGAGGCAAGAUUGCACUCUCGACUGACACGGAUGUACAAAUGGGCAUGGGCUACCCUCCCCUCCGCCUGGCUCUCCAGCACGGCCUGCGACCAUCCCUUAGCAUCGACACAUCGAGCUUCUCCCCGCCAGACUUGUUGUCGCAAAUUCGCUUGCAGCUGCAGGUGCAGCGUGGACUAGACCACGAAGCCGAACACAGAGCCCGCCGACCAGCCAUGAAGAUGGAUUUCACUGCCAAAGAUGGGCUGAUCUGGGCCACGCGGAACGGCGCAGAAGCAGUUGGGUUGGAGGAUAAGAUUGGUACCCUGACACCUGGGAAACGGGCUGACAUUGUCAUUCUGACCAACAAGCGUUCCCUUAGCGGAUCGGCCAACCCCUUCGGGACUGCUGUCAUGCACUCUACUCCGGCGGAUGUAGAUUUCGUCAUGGUGGACGGCAAGAUCAUGAAGCGUGACGGGCAGCUCGUCAACGUCGACGUCCCCGCCAUACGCAAGAAGGCCCGGGAAGGGCUCCAGCGAAUCCUAGAGAACUUGAAGACGGCUCGACCAGAGCUGACCCAGGAUGAGAUUGAAAAUUUCUUUCGCAUGGGAGAAAAGUCCCACCGCGCCAACGUGGCGGAAGCAUAUGCACAUGGAGCAGAGGUAGGGGACUACCUUAGGAACUAG
This is a messenger RNA of Fusarium vanettenii 77-13-4, 1479 nucleotides long. RefSeq lists its product as uncharacterized. The transcript has a single exon. NCBI's taxonomy places the organism in Eukaryota, Fungi, Ascomycota, Sordariomycetes, Hypocreales, Nectriaceae. Gene Ontology annotation, molecular function: hydrolase activity, acting on carbon-nitrogen (but not peptide) bonds. The record is from RefSeq and is a predicted model, not a curated record. The coding region runs from base 1 to 1479 and encodes 492 amino acids.